Lactuca virosa is the source of this 2811-nucleotide messenger RNA. The record is from the annotation of a GenBank genome assembly. Lineage: Eukaryota; Viridiplantae; Streptophyta; Magnoliopsida; Asterales; Asteraceae.
GCUCUUUUUCCAGCUCCCUCUUUAAUACUCGGUCGUCGUCCUUCGUCAUGUUCUUUGGUAUCUAAAGUUGCGAUCUCUGUUUCUUUCUUUUCUUCCCAUUAUUUUUCAUCUCUAGGGUUUAUGAGUCAACAAAUCUUUCCUUUUUCAAGACUUCCCACCAAUUAAAAGGGCUUUCGGCUUCACGAUUCUAUAUAUUGCAUGGUUCAUGGAGCAGUUAGGGUGAAGUUUGAAGAAUUGUUGUUACUCGAGGUUAUAAGUUAUCUUGUCUUGAUCUUUGAGUGAACAUAAGCAUGGAUUUAAAUGCAUCGCCUGAACCCGAAGAAGAUGAAGAGAUUUAUGAACAAACUCUCAGUGAGGACAGUGCACCAGAAGAAAAGCCAAGUCAUCAUCAUCAUCAUCAUCAUCAUCAUCAUCAUCAUGUAGAACAUGUAGAGACAGCAGUGGAUAUUAUGCGCAGGGAACGUGAAGAAAGAAAGCUAAGGUUGAAACGUGAACGCCCUGAUGAUAGACCAACACACAGACCAACACCAACACCAACACAACCAGCUUAUAAGUCUAUGGAAGAUCAUCUUUUUCAUACAAAGAAUCAGAGAACAUAUGAUAAGAGCAGGCUUCCACCAGGAUGGUUGGAUUGUCCUGCAUAUGGUCAUGAAAUAGGUUGUAUUGUUCCUUCUAAAGUUCCUCUUGGUGAGUCUUUUAAUGACUGUAUUGUCCCUGGUAAAAGAUACUCCUUUAGACAAGUCAUUCACCAACAAAGAGUUUUGGGGAGGAAGCUGGGGUUAGUAAUUGAUCUUACAAAUACAUCUCGUUACUAUUCUGUGAAUGAUUGGAAGAAAGAAGGCAUCAAGUAUGUUAAGAUCAACUGCAAGGGGCGUGGUUCUGUACCAGAGAACGAAGCUGUUAAUCAGUUUGUAUACGAGGUUUCUCAAUUUCUGGCUCGACAAAAGAACGCGAAAAAAUAUAUUCUUGUUCAUUGCACACAUGGGCAUAAUCGUACAGGAUAUAUGAUCAUUCAUUAUCUCAUGAGAACAAUACCAAUGUCUGUAACUCAGGCAAUAAAAAUAUUUUCCGAAGCACGCCCUCCAGGGAUAUAUAAACCAGAUUAUAUUGAUGCCUUGUUUGCUUUUUACCAUGAAAGAAAGCCUGAUAUGAUCACUUGCCCUUCUACCCCUGAGUGGAAAAGAUCUUCUGAGUUUGAUCUAAAUGGAGAGGCAUUACCAGAUGAAGAUGAUGAUGGAGUUCCUGUGGAUCCGCUCAAUGAAGAGAAUCAUGAUACAGAAGGGGUGAUGACAAAUGAUGAUGUUUUAGGAGACAGUAUUCCUCAAGAUCAGCAAGAUGGAUUCCGACAAUUCUGUUAUCAAGCCCUAAAAUUAUCUGCAGGGGCUAGAGGGAAUCAUCAGUUUCCAGGCUCACAUCCAGUUUCUCUAGACAGGGAGAAUUUGCAACUUCUUAGGCAGCGUUACUAUUAUGCUACAUGGAAAGCUGAUGGGACAAGAUAUAUGAUGUUGAUUACCAUGGACGGGUGUUAUUUAAUUGACAGAAAUUUUGUGUUUCGAAGGGUACAAAUGAGAUUUCCAUGGAAACUGAAUAAUGAAGGUUUAGCUGAGAAGGUUCACCACUUCACACUGCUUGAUGGGGAGAUGAUAAUUGAUACAGUGCCAGACACUCGCAAACAAGAAAGACGUUAUUUGAUUUAUGAUCUGAUGGCUAUUAAUCAAGUUUCUGUAAUUGAGAGACCUUUUUAUGAAAGAUGGAAAAUGCUGGAGAAGGAAGUGGUUGAACCUCGAAACCAUGAACGUCAUAAAAUAUUUAAACAUGGGCAUUCGUUGUAUAGAUAUGACUUGGAGCCAUUUAGGGUGAGAAGGAAGGACUUUUGGUUGCUUUCUACUGUGACUAAACUUUUGAAGGAGUUCAUUCCUCGGCUUUCACAUGAUGCAGAUGGUUUAGUUUUUCAGGGUUGGGAUGACCCUUAUGUCCCUCGUACACAUGAAGGACUUUUAAAGUGGAAAUACGCAUCAAUGAACUCAGUUGAUUUCCUUUUCGAGAUGGCUGAAGAUCGGCAGCUACUAUUUCUUUUUGAACGAGGGAAGAAGAAGCUCAUGGAGGGCAACAGAAUUGCAUUUGGUGAUGAUAUUGAUCUUGCAUCAUACUCAGGGAAGAUUGUGGAGUGUGCUUGGAAUAAAGAGGAAGAAGUAUGGGUGUGUAUGCGUAUUAGGACAGAUAAAGCUACACCAAAUGAUUUCAACACAUACCGAAAGGUGAUGAGGAGCAUAAAGGACAACAUUACGGAGGAGGUACUGCUGGAUGAGAUAAGGGAGAUAAUACAGUUGCCGAUGUAUAAGGAUAGGAUACAACAGGACAGCAAAGGGCACCACCACUCGGGUUCAGGGAGACCAAAAUGAGGAAGGAGGAGGGUAUUAUUUAUGGUAAUGGUAAUGGUAUGGAUGGAGUUAGGAUAGAUGAAAAUGAUAAUGUUUGUGUAAUUAGGGGAGGGAAGGAGGGAUUGAUUUAAUAUUGUUGUAAAUUGUGCUGUCUGGUGAGUUUGUUUGCAUGAUCCAGUUGGUGCGCUUGAUCUUUAGCUUAUGGAUGGACAUUGACAUGGACAUGGACAAACAUAUCAUCAUCAUCAUCAUCAUCAUCAUCAUCAUCAUAUGACGGCCUUUUUCGUAUUAACAAGUUAUUCAAGAUUCGGGUAAUGAUUAGCACAAGGAUUAUUAGUAAAUGUAUAUUUUAGUUUAUGUCUUAAGUCUUUCAUGACUUGCACAACUUUUAUGGAUCGCUUGUCUUUUUCUCUUAUAUACGGGACUACAC